AUGACUUUAUCUGUGCGAUCCGGCGGUUGUGCGGGAAAGAGUAUGUUCAAACGGUGCUAUUUUUUAUUUUAUAACCACUGUACCUUCCUCCUGAGCGUAGCGGCGCUUUUAUCAGGGGCAAUGGCUGCUCCCAGAGGAAACCAAUGGUGGACCAAUCCGUGUGGUGUACAAACAGUUCAGCUUAGGCAUGGUAGAAGUCCGGCUGAAAACCAACUUAGAAUAUUUAUUAAACUCAUAGACAAUCCAGUAUUCAAAGACUUGAAAGCAAUAUAUCCCACUGUUGCUACAAAUUAUGCCAAUAGAAAUUGUCCCAGAGUUAAUCCUGUACUGCAAAAGAUGAACAACGCUAAUCUAUCUCUGGCUACUCACAUAUUUUAUGAGAGUAUGAUAGAGAUGGCCAAGCUAAUCCAAAAGGUUCAGAAGCUGCCAGUAGGAACAGCAAUAAAGUUCGAUGCUGUCGAAAGAAAACGAAUAUACAAGGAAGUGGAAGUCAACUUGAAGAGCGUCAUGUGCGAAUUCAGCGACAGGUUACCUAAGUUGGAGCCGGUGGAACACAAGACUGUGCCAAGCAGAUUUAUCAGGCGAAAUCUUUCUGGUAAAUGUUUGCCAAAACAAAUGAAUCUUACCGAAGCUCAAAUCGUAGAUAUGGAUCUCUUUAAGAAAAUGAAAAAGUUCUUUAGACAAAGUAAAAUUAUUCUAAGGAGAAAGGCACGAGCUAAUAAUCGGAGACCCCAAUUAAGGAAGAAGAACUUAAACACACGGCGAUUGGGUAAAAAAAGAAUCGCGAAUAAAAAAAGAACUAUGAAACAAAAAAAAUCUAGUGCUGCCGCUUAA
This is a messenger RNA of Diabrotica balteata, 834 nucleotides long. Lineage: Eukaryota; Metazoa; Arthropoda; Insecta; Coleoptera; Chrysomelidae. The record is from the annotation of a GenBank genome assembly.